Messenger RNA from Angiostrongylus costaricensis, 2214 nucleotides. Lineage: Eukaryota; Metazoa; Nematoda; Chromadorea; Rhabditida; Metastrongylidae. The record is from the annotation of a GenBank genome assembly.
AUGCGUUUCCUCUUCUCCUUGUUGGCGUUUAUGAUGUUGGUGGCGAUAGUUUCAUCCAAUGAGGACUACUACAAACUUCUUGGUAUUGAGAAGGAUGCUGAUGAUCGAACUAUACGGAAAGCUUUCAAGAAGCUCGCCAUCCAGAAACAUCCUGAUAAGAAUAAGGAUAAUCCUAAUGCUCAUGCGGAAUUUGUGAAGAUCAACAAAGCAUAUGAAGUUUUGAAAGACGAGGAAAUGCGCAAAAAAUAUGAUCAAUACGGUGAGAAAGGUCUAGAAGAUGGUUUCCAAGGUGGAAAUAACUAUCAAUCAUGGCAGUUCUACAACGAGAACUUUGGUAUAUAUGACGACGAUGCGGAGAUCGUUACGUUGAACCGAGUCGACUUCACUCAUUUUGUGUCGCAGUCAAAUGAGUUGUGGUUCAUCAACUUCUAUUCCACCUACUGCUCCCACUGUCAUCAGCUGGCUCCCACGUGGAGGAAAUUUGCCAGAGAGAUGGAGGGAGCCAUUCGUAUUGGUGCCGUUAAUUGCGCCGAAGAUCCAGGAUUGUGCCAGUCGCAGCGAGUUUACGCCUAUCCGUCACUUGUUCUGUAUCCAUCGGGCGAACUCUACAGAGGUGCUCGUGAAGUCGAGUCUUUACAGGAGUUCGUUCUUCAGAGAGUAAUGACCGAGGGGAACGUUCUUUGCUCCGUUUGCAGAAAGAAACUGGCUGUAAUGCUUGACGGACUCGUCAAUGUGGGGAGUAUAAACUGCCAUACAGAGGUAUCCUUGUGUGAUUCUCUGAAUGUCUCGAAAGGAGUUCGGUACUACCCACAUGGGAAAGUGGAGAAGCAGUACGAGAAACCGUUGAACUCUCUGGAUCCAAAGGAACUUGCAGAAGAAGUGUUAUUCUAUCUCGACGACCUUGUGGAGAUUGAAAAGGAGGAACUUUAUCAAUUGCUUAGUAAUAAUUCAGAUACACUGAAAGAGAGAAAAGACUACAAGAAAUUGUCACCAUUGCUGCUCGAUGUUAAGAUUUUGUUCGCCGACUGUUCGAAGUUUAUGGAUCUGUGUCGCUCAGUUCUGGAUGUAGCUAAGCUUCCACAAUUCGUGUCAUUCAAAACAACUGGAGGUUACGAAAUCGACUACGUGAAUAAACCGUCCUACCACGAUGUGAGCGUGUUCAUCAAGGAUUCACAGGCGUCGCCACUGCACGUACUCGACGAGGUCACCUACCAACAGGCGCUAAAUAGCGGCCAAUUAUGGGUCAUAGACUACUUUGCGCCGUGGUGUCCUCCAUGUUUGAGGCUCAUCUCGGAAUAUCGUCGUUUGCACUCAAUUAUCGAUCCAGCCGACGUAGUCACUUCAAAAAUUCGUAUCGGCUUAGUCGAUUGCCAGAAAUACAGUCAUAUUUGCCAAAAUGCUGGUGUUCAGAGGUCGGUUCCAGUUCCAUUAUUUGCGUUUAUUUUGGCAAAUGCUCUCAAUCCGGCCGUUGAAGAGCUGACGCCGAGCACCUUCGUUGAAUUGGUCGAGCGUCGUGAAGGUGACACGACGUGGAUAGUGGACUUCUUCGCUCCAUGGUGUGGGCCGUGUCAACAGCUGGCUCCAGAAUUGCAACGGGCCGCACGAGCAUUACGGCAGUUCAACGAACGGAUACACGUUGGUUCCAUCGAUUGCCAAGAAUAUGACGCUUUCUGCAAACAGAUUUCGAUUCCCUAUUAUCCAUCUAUUCGGCUUUAUCCAGCACCUACAAGUAAUAUUUGGCAAGAGAAAAGGAAGUGGGAUUCCGGAGAGAGUUAUUUUAGUGAGUAUCCGCAGAAUAUGUGGAGAAAUGCAGACUCAAUAGAACGAUGGGUAUACGGUAUGUUGCCGUCGAUGGUCACCUCACUUGGGAACGACUUUUGGACCACGGUUUUGGAUUCGAAUGAACCAUGGAUGGUGGACUUCUUUGCGCCAUGGUGUGGACACUGUGUUCAUUUCUCGCCGGUUUAUGAGCAUAUAGCAAAGGCGCUUGACGGCAAAGUGAAACUAGCGAAAGUGGAUUGCGAUCAGUGGCCAGGAGUUUGCCAAGGAGCUCAGAUCCAUUCUUAUCCGACUGUACGUUUCUAUAAGGGACGACAACAUAACGGAAAGAGACAAGACAUCUGGGGUUUACAGCUGGAUACGCAAGACAAAAAUGCAAUAGUACGAAUAGUCUUGGAACAUUUAGGACAUUCAAGAAAUCACGACGAAUUGUAG